CAGUGACUCCUAAAGGCAAAGAUGACAGGAUUUGGUUCUCCCUGUGGAGCUUGCAAGUUCCUAAGGAGGAAGUGUGUCAGGGGAUGCGUCUUCGCCCCAUACUUCUGCCAUGAGCAAGGAGCCGCGCACUUCGCAGCCAUCCAUAAGGUCUUUGGGGCGAGCAAUGUCUCCAAGCUCCUCAUGCACCUCCCCGUCAAUGACCGCUCUGAGGCGGCAAUCACCAUAUCUUACGAGGCCCAAGCAAGGCUCCAAGAUCCCAUCUAUGGUUGCGUUGCCCAUAUUUUUGCCCUCCAACAACAAGUUGUCAAUCUUCAAGCACAACUAGCCUCUCUCAAGGCCCAAGCAGCCCAAGGACUUGGUACUGGCUCCACUGCUAAUGCCACUCCCACCCCUCAAGAAGACAAGCUCUAUCAGAAAUUUCCACCUUACCAACAAGAUGGGCAGGGUUUCUUUCAAAGUGGGGAUGGAAGGAUACUAUCUUGUCUUCCAAAUCCCUCGAUGAACACCAAGAGCAUGAACUACUACAACAAUGAGCUUUUAGGGUCCAGUUGCAUUCAAUCCUCUCAGGAGUACAACCCUCGGUCGGGCAUCAAUUUUGACAGCAUGGCCUUUGGAAUUGAGGACAACUCUACUUGUGCCAUGGCCUCUCUUGACAUGCAACCAAGCAGUUGGAGGUCAGCAUAUCAUGAAAUGGAGGACCUUCAAUCAGUGACCUUUGCUCAUCUUAAUGGCUCAUGAGAGUGUAACUUAGUGGAAUCCUCAUUAAAUUUUGAUAUUUAGUAUGUUUAGACAUUUCGGCAGCUAUACCAUGAGCAAACGAUUGACAACGUAGUAAUAUAAGAAGAAAUAUAUUCCUAUGAUCCUUCACGAUGCUUCAUGAGAUGUGGCAGUGUGCUGAUACUAUAUAUUAAUAAAAUUCUUCUUUCCAUA
Messenger RNA from Elaeis guineensis (African oil palm), 930 nucleotides. Its product is annotated as LOB domain-containing protein CRL1-like. Lineage: Eukaryota; Viridiplantae; Streptophyta; Magnoliopsida; Arecales; Arecaceae. Gene Ontology annotation, biological process: hormone-mediated signaling pathway; positive regulation of DNA-templated transcription. Gene Ontology annotation, cellular component: nucleus. The record is from RefSeq and is a predicted model, not a curated record.